GGGUAUAAAAGGGCCUUUGACCAAUAUGCUGAGGCCAUUCAUCAACGCUUUCCUGGUAUAACCAUUGAGGGUGGCCAAUAUCCAGCCCCUUCAAUGAGAGCCUUGAUUGCACAGAUUCUCAGCAUAGCUAAGCUUGUUAUUAUAGGCUUUGUGGUCAGCGGUCAUAACCCCUUUACCCUUUUAAAUAUCCCUACUCCAAGUGUGUAUGAAUGGGCAACCCAGAAUAAGAUUUAUGCGUGUUUAAUGGUAUUUUUUAUAAGUAAUGCUAUUGAAGGUCAAUUAAUAUCAACUGGUGCAUUUGAAAUAUCAUUUAAUGAUGUACCAAUUUGGUCCAAAUUAGAAACUGGUAGAAUUCCAUCCCCUUCUGAAAUGUUUCAAAUACUUGAUAAUCAUAUGAGGCUAAAUAAUCAAUCCUAG
This is a messenger RNA of Lottia gigantea (owl limpet), 417 nucleotides long. RefSeq lists its product as hypothetical. Lineage: Eukaryota; Metazoa; Mollusca; Gastropoda; Lottiidae. The transcript is spliced from 3 exons. Gene Ontology annotation, cellular component: endoplasmic reticulum membrane. The annotation marks the transcript as partial. Gene Ontology annotation, biological process: cell redox homeostasis. The record is from RefSeq and is a predicted model, not a curated record. Gene Ontology annotation, molecular function: thioredoxin-disulfide reductase (NADPH) activity.